AUGGAACAGAACAACCUCGGGAAGGCCCCUCCCAAGAUGUUCGGCAACAGAGACAAGAGGAACACGAAUCUCUACUGGUAUGGACCCAACAUAGUCGGGAUCAUCAAUACAAUUGCCGGAGGUCCGACGGGAGGAGAUAGCCAGAACUCCCGGAAGAGGACCUACAGGCAAGCUAAUCCAAACCAGGCAGAAUCGAGCUCUCGCCUGUCCGAAGUCAUUUCCUAUGGCCCUACUGAUCCUGUCCCAGCAGCCUCGAGUAGCCAUGAAGCUUUGGUGAUUGAAAUCCUCACCAACAAUUACAUUGUGAAAAAGGUCUACAUUGACCCGGGAAGUUCAGUUGACGUUAUGUACUUUCGCACAUUUGAGGGCCUUAAACUGGGCAGGGGGUGCAUGACCCCGAUGAGAACCCCUCUUGUGGGGUUCGGGGGACACAUUGUGCAUCCCGAAGAGAUGGUGACUCUGACAGUGACCAUAGGGUGUCACCCCCGCUGCAGAACUAUCCCCGUUAAUUUCGUAGUAGUUAGGGCUGACUCGCCGUACAACCUACUCCUAGGUCGUCCAACACUUAAUGCUUUGCGGGCAGUAUACUCUACCUACCAUCUAAGCUUUAAGUUUCCUACUCCUGCGGGGGUAGCCGAGGUCAACAGCGACGUCUGCACUGCCCGAGAGUGUUAUCUCGCCACUCUACAAGCAGCCUCCCCAUCAACCUCCUGGGCAAGACCCGAGAAGAGGUCAAAUAUCCUCUCGAUAGAUAGCAUUGAUUCUCAGCGAGCUGAGAAGAUCCCAAGGCUGGAGACUGGGGAUGAGGUGGAGGAGAUCCCUCUGGACCCCACGAAGCCUGACCAGACAGUUCGCGUUGGGACCCGACUGCCCGGUCCUGUCAAAAGAGUUAUGGUAGAUCUCCUCAGAGAGUACCGGGACGUCUUUGCUUGGGCCGCAGAAGAGGUUCAAGGAGUCCCGCAUCACCUCAUGAUACAUGAGCUGAAUGUCGAUCCCCAAGUCCGCCCGGUCAAACAAAAACGAAGGCACUUCGGCCCUGAGCGUAGCCGAGCUGUGGGCGAAGAGGUAGAUAAGAUCCUCCCUGCAAAGAUCAUCCGGGAGGUCCAGUAUCCGACCUGGUUAUCUAAUCCGGUCAUGGUCAAGAAGGACACCGGGGCCUGGAGAAUGUGUGUCGACUUCACCGACCUCAACAAGGCUUGUCCCAAGGACUGCUAUCCAUUGCCCAAGGUUGACACCUUGGUAGACUCGGCAAUGGGUUAUGAAGUCCUCUGCUUUUUUGAUGCCUUCAAAGGAUACCACCAGAUCGGGAUGAGUCCGGAGGAUCAGGAGAAGACCGCCUUCUACACCGACAGAGGCACAUAUUGUUACACCACCAUACCUUUUGGACUGAAAAAUGCCGGGACCACAUAUCAACGCUUGGUUAACCAAGCUUUUAAAUCUCAAAUCGGCCGGACUGUCGAGACCUACGUAGAUGAUGUCCUCUUGAAGAGCCAGACAACCUCCACAUUCCUUGCCGACCUGAAAGAAGUCCUGGAAGUCCUUCGAGAGACACGAAUGAUGCUGAACCCCAAGAAAUGUGUUCUCGGGGUCACUUCGGGGAAGUUCCUGGGCUACCUCGUCUCUAGGCGGAGUAUCGAAGCAAAUCCGGACAAGGUGAGGGCAAUCCAAGAAAUGUCUCCACCACGGUGCGUCCGCGACGUCCAGAGGCUGACGGGGCGGUUAGCCGCCCUGAACCGGUUUUUAUCGCAGUCCGCCUCCAAGGCACUGUCAUUUUUCAAAGUUCUCAAGAAAGCUGACAAAUUUUCCUGGACGGAAGAGUGUCAACAGGCGUUUGAGCAGUUGAAGGAUUACCUUAACCACCUCCCAACACUCACCUCACCUCGUCCAGGGGACAAGUUAUUCUUGUACCUGUCUGCUGCAACUGAAGCCGUAAGUGCCGUACUGAUAAGGGAGGAAGGUGUCCAAACACCUGUUUAUUAUGUCAGCCGAGUCCUCCGAGAUCCGGAGACCAGGUACACUCAGGCGGAGAAACUUGUGCUGGCCUUAAUCCAUGCAGCUCGUAGACUUAAACCCUAUUUCUUGUCCCAUCAUGUCUGCCUAAGGACAGACCAACCACUUCGGCAGGUCCUAUCGCAGCCGGAGGCCUCGGGACGCCUCACCAAGUGGGCCAUCGAGCUGGGAGAAUACGACUUAUCUUAUGAGUCUCGCACGGCAAUUAAAACCCAGGCUCUCGCGGAUUUCCUUGCCGAGCUUACUUUUGAGGAAGUGAAUGAGACCAUCCCGGCUACAACCCAGGCUGUAACCUCGUCCAACGCCGAGCCUCAACGAUGGACCUUGCAUGUGGAUGGUUCAUCCAAUAGUGAGGGUAGUGGAACCGGCCUGCUCCUCGAAGAUCCCCAAGGAGAAAUUUGCUCGUAUGCCUUGAGGUUUGAUUUCGCAGCCUCAAAUAAUGAAGCCGAAUACGAAGCUAUCAUUGCCGGCUUACAACUAGCUCGAAAGCUCGGGGCCGCGCAUAUCUUGGUCUACAGUGACUCUCAACUCGUUGUGUGCCAGAUACUAGGUGAAUACGAGACCAGGGAUGAGGUGAUGCAUCGGUACCUCUCCAAGGUUCUCCAGUUGGCGACACACUUCGAGUCUUUUGCAAUCCAAAGAAUACCUCGGUCACAAAACAGAAGGGCUGACGCCCUCUCCCGGCUUGCUUCUACCUCUUUCUCCGAUCUGAACAAGACGGUUCUCGUAGAAGUUCUGGCUGAACCAGGAUAUCUAGCUGAAGUCGUGUACCCCGUCUACCCUGGGGACACUUGGAUGGGGCCCAUGACCCGAUAUCUCAGCCGGGGUGAACUCCCCGAAGACCGAGCUGAAUCACGGAAGUUUCAACGAAAAGCGGCUCGGUACACCCUCCGGCAAAGCCUCUUGUACAAGAGGUCUUACCUCGACCCGUGA
Messenger RNA from Coffea eugenioides, 2943 nucleotides. RefSeq lists its product as uncharacterized. Gene Ontology annotation, molecular function: nucleic acid binding; RNA-DNA hybrid ribonuclease activity. Bases 1 to 2943 code for a protein of 980 amino acids. NCBI's taxonomy places the organism in Eukaryota, Viridiplantae, Streptophyta, Magnoliopsida, Gentianales, Rubiaceae. The transcript is spliced from 2 exons. The record is from RefSeq and is a predicted model, not a curated record.